Messenger RNA from Halichondria panicea, 1361 nucleotides. RefSeq lists its product as uncharacterized. Lineage: Eukaryota; Metazoa; Porifera; Demospongiae; Suberitida; Halichondriidae. The transcript has a single exon. The record is from RefSeq and is a predicted model, not a curated record. Bases 135 to 1262 code for a protein of 375 amino acids.
AGUCAUGUGAUAGCUGUGUAGGGUCUAUUAGCUCUUAGUGUUGAUUCAAGCCAGCUUGUUUUUAGUUCACUAUCAUAGCUGCAGCAAUCUUUCAAUUCUCAGAGCUCACAACAUUAAGUGAACUAGCCAUCACAAUGUUAGCUGCUCUAGCUGUCUUGCUGACAUGUUUGUCACUGUCUAGUGCUGCCUCCAACUUCACCCUGUAUGCUGUAGCCGUGGGACAAGGAGACUGCAAUAUCAUACAAUGCCCCAACGGCCAGGACAUAGUGAUCGUGGACAUGGGUGCAAAGGACACUCAGUACGCUAGCCACGAAUACGUCACCAACCUUCUCAAGAACAAGUUUCAAGCUGCCUCUGCUGGGAAGAGAAUCCAUAUGGUUAUCAGCCACUCGCAUAUCGAUCAUUAUAACUACAUCACGGCUGUAAUGGAUGACGACCUCGUUGCCAACGUACAGGAAAUCAUUCUCGGGGAUACGUUCGCAAAGUACGGUGCUUCGUUUCGAACUUGGUUGACCGAUAAAUUACCAAAGUCGGUGUACACUGUUAACGAUGAGGACAAAUGCUUCGGAAACGAUGACUGCAAACCCACGCCUGUGUCUGGACUGCUGGGGGAUUCCCCCGCCCACACAAUGACGGCCGGUGACCCGUGGCAGUUUUGCGGUGAUGAUGUCAAAAUCACUGUCUUAGGGGCUAAUAUCGGUACGACUCAAAACUCUCGCAGCAUUGUACUGAGAAUGGUUUAUAACCAAUGGAGUCUCUUCAUGGCCGGGGAUUUUGAAAUGGUCACACCUCAGAAAGAACUGAUUAGUCAGUAUCCAAACGGAGAGAUGAAUUCUACAUACUACAAGGUGGCACAUCACGGAGCCUGGACCACCAAGCAGCCUAAUCUGCCAUUGCUGCUAGCAGAGAUACAGCCACAGAGAGCGUACAUGAGUCAGGCCUACCCCAACUGUUCCCAGUUCCAUCAUCCCAACUGUCAAACUAUCAAGAACCUCGAGGCCAUCGGCUCUAUUGAUAAAAUAAACGCAAAUCUUAAUACUCCAUUUGUGUGCUGGGAUGACCGUGUUGUAGUUCAGAAUGGAAUGGGGCUUGCUAUUUAUCAGACUUGCCGUUCCUAUUCUGCCGAAGGGCAAGUGUGUGAGGACGUGUGGGUGGAAGCCGACGGACGAUACGAUACAACACGAUAUGUGACCGUGCCCACGAUGUACGUGAGUGGGCGUGACGUGGGAACGGAGGACGGGAACAUGGAGUCGUUAGAAUGAGAGCUACGUAGCUAGUACAAACUGGAAAAUUAGUGUGUGUGUGUGUGUGUGUGUGUGUGUGUGUGUGGUUUUUAUAAUUAUACAUUUUGCUUAAAAUUA